Molecule: messenger RNA, 708 nt
Organism: Prinia subflava (tawny-flanked prinia)
Lineage: Eukaryota; Metazoa; Chordata; Aves; Passeriformes; Cisticolidae
Gene: PHPT1
Product: phosphohistidine phosphatase 1
Exons: 3
Coding region: 22-381 (119 amino acids)
Biological process (GO): peptidyl-histidine dephosphorylation
Cellular component (GO): cytosol
Molecular function (GO): protein histidine phosphatase activity
Source: RefSeq, a predicted model, not a curated record
CACGGCGCGCCGGCGGCAGCGAUGGCGGGUGAGGCGCUGUCGCGGGUGCCGGACGUGCAGAUCGAUGGCGAUGGUGUCUUCAAGUACGUGCUGGUGCGGGUGCGCAGCGCCGGCGCGCUCGCCAAGGACGUCGUGCGAGGCCACGGCUGGGCAGAGUACCACGCUGACUUGUUCGAGCGCACCGCGGAGGAGCUGGCGCGGCAUGGCCUGAGCUGCGAGUGCUUGGGCGGCGGACGCCUCUCCCACCGCCCCGAAGAGAGGAAGAUCCACGUCUACGGGUACUCGGUGGGCUUUGGACGAGCUGACCACGCUGCAACCACAGAGAAGCUGAAGGCUGAGUAUCCCGACUACGAGAUCACCUGGGCGGAUGAAGGGUACUGACUCCUCUGUGGUGCCAGCCCAGAGCUGACACAGCUGUACACAGUCCCGGAGCGAUGGCAGCAGGCUCCCCAUGCUCAGCGGUGCUCCAGGCUCUCCUCAUUUUCCUGUGUUGAACUCUCCCGUUCUCCGCCAUCACCAGACUGUCCCCGUGCCGAGUGCUCCCACCUCCCUGGCAUGGCAAAGCUGGUGAAGCCAGUGGUUGCUCUGCCCAAGCCUCCUGGUGCCAGAGGCUCAUCCCACUUGUAUCUGUGAGAAUUAAAGUCUUUGGGGGAGCACAGCUGCCCUGGUGGCCAUGCUUACAGCUCAGCUGCUCCUUCCCAGCUCCAG